This is a messenger RNA of Cyprinodon tularosa, 2240 nucleotides long. RefSeq lists its product as uncharacterized. The coding region runs from base 144 to 2240 and encodes 698 amino acids. The record is from RefSeq and is a predicted model, not a curated record. NCBI's taxonomy places the organism in Eukaryota, Metazoa, Chordata, Actinopteri, Cyprinodontiformes, Cyprinodontidae. The transcript has 9 exons.
AACUUUUCCAGCUCAUUUCAGUGCUAACUUAGCAGCCUUUGUUUACUAGCAACGCCACCGAGCUAGCUUUUGAGCUAACCAAGUUAAUAACACUUUUACAAGAUAGUAUUUGAUUAUAUUUAUAUAAAUCCGGGUGUUUAAAAAUGGUGAAGGCUUGCGAUUAUCCUGGUUGUGCCAACAAAAUUGAUGGUAAAUCUCUCAGUUUUCAUCGUUUUCCUCUGACGGACGUUGCGGUCAGGAAACUUUGGCUACUCGCUUUGGGAUUCCAUGUUGACACCAGACUGGAAAAAAUUAAAAAGCUCCGAGUUUGCAGUGCUCACUUCAGCGAGGACGACUUUGUGUCUUCGUGCCCAAGAGAUACGAAGAAAAGGAUUUUGAAGAGCUCUGCUGUUCCUGCAACACUGGCAUGUGCUCCUGUUGCAAUGGCUGAAACGGCACAAUCUAAGGCCGCAACCUCUGAAGAAGAGCCAGCUCUUCAGUCAACCCCCCUGAAGUCCAGAUUGGACAAGCAACAGUUCCAGAUGAUGCUCACCAGCCCAGCUGAUGCUGGUCCAAGCAAAAAGCCAUCGACUUCAGGAACAUACAUAGCCCUACCUCCUACCGGGAGACUGUCACAGUCAGAAAACCCUAGCUCAGAUGUUGCACCUGAGACCCUGGAUACCACCAUGACAUCCAUAGAGACACCUGUGGACAGAGAUGACAGCACAUUCCUUGAAUUGAGCAGUGAUGACACAUCUACAAGAUCAUCUUCCUCAGACAACAUUGCGGGAGCAGAAAGGAGAGGCGACUGGUCUGAGAGGAAAUGGAUUGUGAAUGAGUCAUGUCUAAUGGAACUGUUUACAACUUGUCACACAUGCGGGAUAUCCAUUUGUGAGAAGAAGAUCACCAGCCGUGGAUCAAAAAUUAAAAUAGAAUGGACAUGCAUCAAUCACCAUAUGGGAGUGUGGGAGUCCUGUCCUGAUGUCCGUGGAAUACCUGAGAACAACCUGGUAUCCUCAGCAGCCAUUAUUUUCACAGGAACAACACAGAAUGAAAUUGAAGAGUGGGCUGAUCUUCUAAACUUACAACUGCUAAAGAGAACAGCAUACUAUUCACUGCAGUCCACCUAUAUGAUACCUGUUAUUCAAGAAGCCUACACCGAGAUGCAAGAGGAGAUUUUGUCAGAACUCAGGGAAACUGAAGCUGCUGGUGGACACACAGAUAUCUGUGGUGAUGCAAGAUCUGAUUCCCCGGGUUACAGUGCCAAGUACACCUGUUACAGCUUUAUGGAAGAUGCAACAAAGAAAGUCAUCAUGUCAGAUCUAAUUCAGGUAACUGAGGCUACCAGUUCAACAGCAAUGGAGCCUGUUGGUUUCCGGAGGGGCCUGGAUCGUCUGCUGGACUCCGGCGUUGGUGUUUACGUGGUAACUACUGACCGGGCUCCAUCAAUACGGAAGAUCAUGAGGGAGUCCUAUCCUGAGCUUAGGCAUCAAUUUGACCCAUGGCAUGUUGCAAAAGGUAUAAAGAAGAAGGCAACUGCAUUGGCAAGGAAGAAAGAAAACCGGGACCUGCAGCCAUGGAUCAAGUCUCUGGGCAAUCACUUCUGGUGGUCGUGCAGUUCUUGUGGUGGCGAUGAGAAGGAGUUGAAACACCGGUGGACCUCUAUCCUUUACCAUGUGUGUGGUAUCCACCGCUGGGAAGAAAAUGACCAGGAGUACAGAUGUCGCCACGAAGACAUCAGCGAGGAGCAACAACGACGAAAGAAAUGGCUGGAAAAGGGGUGUCCUGCCUGGAACGCUCUGAAGAGUGUUGUACUGGACAAAAAUCUUUUGAGAGACCUCAGUAAAAUGACUUUGUUCAAGCAUACAGGGGCCCUUGAAGUGUUACACAGCUCCAUGCUGAAGUACGCGGAGAAGAGGCGCCAUUUCAAAAACAUUGUUAUUAUUAUUGUGAUUUCACUACUUAUUUACAGACAGGAAAAGUACAAUGUCAUUCACUCAAGGCAAUCAAACCAGUGGGUGGCAAGAAAGCUGUAUGAGCCAACAACGCAGGAGUUCCGGAAAGAAUUGGUGGAGCGGGUCAUUCGACGGCGGCUUGACAAGAAUGUCAGGCUUGGAGAUCCCGCUUUCCAUGUCCAUCCUCCUGUCAGCAUACCGGCCAACAUUGCUCCCACUCCAAAGCCAAACAAGGCUGACUUGGUUGCAGAACAUGCGUCACGCUUUCCAACUAAAAAUACUGGUGAUACAGAUGUUGAUGUCUGA